This is a messenger RNA of Dujonia railenensis, 2691 nucleotides long. The record is from the annotation of a GenBank genome assembly. NCBI's taxonomy places the organism in Eukaryota, Fungi, Ascomycota, Pichiomycetes, Serinales, Debaryomycetaceae.
AUGACCUCUGAUACAGAACACCCCCAAUCCGAAACCGGCGGUACUGAUGUUGAAACCUCCAACUCAACACCCCAGCCGGCCGCUGGCUCUCCCGCAGUCAAGAAGAAGGCUCCACCCAAGGUGACCGCUGAAGUGCUUCAGCGUCGUAGAGAAGGUAGAAUAAAGGCAGCAGCAACAAUCGCAAGCAACUUGAAGAAGACAGGAAUUGGUAGAUUUGAAGAAGAGAAUAAAUUCGCGUUAACGUCGGUGAAGCAAGUCCCCUUAGUGAACCAGAAGAACUACUACACCGAUUACUUGAAGAAGGAUGAACAGAUAUCGUUUGUUAGAAAUUGGAGAAGCGAGAAGUUGAUGCAGAGCCAAAACAACAACAAGUUGAAGAAGGCAAUCAAGAAGGACGAUAACUCCUUGGAACCCAAGAACUUCGACGACUAUGAUUUGGGUGACAUCGAGGCUGAGAUGAGAAAGAAGCAGGAGGAAGAAGAAGCGUUGGCCAGAGCAGAAGCAGAAGCAGAAGCGGAAGCAGCAGCGGCAGCUGCUGCCGGAGAUGAUGUCGAUGACGAUGUGGAUGAUGACGAUGACGAUGAAGUGGACGGAGACGUUAUCGAGCACAAGGCCAAACAAGGGUACGACACCAUUGUCAUUCAACCCGGCUCAUCUAACAUUAGAAUCGGAAGAGCCACAGAUGCGUUCCCCUUGACUAUACCUACCGUCUUGGCAAUGAGGCCGAAGACCAGCACAUCGUCAUCUAAGGCACUGGCGCCCGCUGAUCACCAACCAACUCCUGUGCGUACGGUCGAUGACGCUGGUAACGUUGCAUUUGACGCAGAUUUUGACCACCACAAGGAUAUAGUAACCAAGGACUUCAAGGCCAGAAUGAAGUACUAUAAGCGUCGUAUCUUACCCAACUCACGAGAAUCCGCAGCAAAUUACAACAAGAAGCAGGAACCCGAAAGAAUCCCAGACCAUAACGAUCCAUACAAGAAAGAAUGGUUGGAUUUAUCUGAACAUAAGGGGAAAACUGUGUUCAUCGGAGAAGACGCCUUGAAUUUACCUAUUGUUAACAAUAACUGGCUCUUGAGAUUCCCCAUCAAGAAUGGUGUUUUCAACGACCAAGAGCUGUAUUACGAUUCACCUGAAGAAAUCAUUGGAGAUUUAGCAUGCAUAAUUUUCGAUGCGUUGGAAAAGCUUGAUAUCACCAAAAAGCAACAUUUAGCACAGCUCAAGGCUGUUCUUGUUAUUCCCGACUUAUAUGACAAGGUAUACGUUGAAAACUGGGUAGGUAUGCUUUUCAAACAGAUUGGGUUUGGCAAAGUAGCCAUAAUCCAGGAAGCUGUCGCUGCUACUUUCGGAGCAGGUGCUCAAAGUGCCUGUGUUGUGGACGUUGGAUCUCAGACGACUACUAUAUCAUGUGUUGAUGAGGGGCUAAUCAUCAACGAUUCAAGAAUCACUUUAAAUUUUGGAGGAGAUAACAUAACUGAAACAUUCAUCAAGUUGUUGUUGGAACUGUCCUUCCCUUACAAGGGAAUAGACUUAUCUGGACAUAACGAUGACUGGGAAUUAGCCGAAUCCUUGAAGAAGAACUAUGUGACUUUCCUGGACGCAGAUAUUGCAGUUCAAUUGUAUAACUUCUACAAACGUAAACCAAACGAAUUGACAGAAAAGUACGAGUUUAAGGUGUUUGAUGAAGUUAUGAUUGCCCCACUAGGAUUAUUCUACCCGGGAUUAUUCCAAAUUAAGGAACCAACAGAUGACGAGGCCGCUCAAAAGAGAAGUCUAUUCCCAAUUUCAGUUGAUCAAUAUUCAGGAAAACCAAAUAACCCAUUUUCCAAGGCGCAGGAGAACAUAUCAGAGUCUCUAGUACAUGCGGACCUUGCUGAUGAUCAAUUACUUAUCCUGAUUGUUGAUGAAAAGAACAGAAUAAAGUUGGCAAACCCAUAUUCUAGACCAAGACCCACCAAGACGACGUCCAAUACGAAAAAUAUCAGUUUGGCACCAUUGGAAAAGGCCAUCAUUGAAUCUAUCACCAAUGCCGGAAUAUCUACAGAUUUUAACAAAGUGAAGAGGCUCUACGAUAACUUAUUGAUUGUCGGAGGUGGGUUUGGAAAGAUCCCUGCGUUUGAUUUAUUGUUAACUGACAGGAUUAACAUAUGGAGACCCAAAUUUUUGUCCUCCAGUACCAUGGAAGAAAUACUAGAAUACGUUACCAGCGAAAAAUUGCAAAACGACAACAAGAAGAAAGAGUUAAUUGAUGAGUUUAAGACUAAGAAAUUGGCUGCGAAAAGGAAGAGUCUUGGGUUAGAUGCAGUAGUUAAAGCUGGAACCUCACCAGGAACGCCUGUGCAGGAACAGGAAACUACUGAUGAGAAUGGGACCAAGAGUGCUGGAGCUACGGCAACUGUGUCUAGUAAUCUCGAUGAUAUCGAAUUGGAGGAGGAAGAAUUAGCGAAAAUUGACAAAAUGGUUCCAUUCGAAUUGGAUUUGGAUUACAUUGACUCAAUAAGUGAUAAAGGCUCUUUACUACUGAUCAACGUGUUACCACCACCAAGAGAAUUUGACCCGGAGGUGUUGACAUGGAAGGGUGGUAGUGUUUAUUCAAGGUUGAAAGUUAUCAAUGAGAUGUGGGUAUCGCAGAAUGACUGGGACUUGUUGGAGAGCCGUUGCUUAUACUAUAAGAGUUUGUUCAACUAUUAG